Molecule: messenger RNA, 4400 nt
Organism: Crotalus tigris (Tiger rattlesnake)
Lineage: Eukaryota; Metazoa; Chordata; Lepidosauria; Squamata; Viperidae
Exons: 19
Coding region: 111-3509 (1132 amino acids)
Biological process (GO): regulation of signal transduction
Molecular function (GO): G-protein alpha-subunit binding
Source: RefSeq, a predicted model, not a curated record
CAACUGUAUAUACUUAGCCUGUAAACUGAGCUUCUGUUAGAAGGAAGGAAGGAAGGAAACAGGAGAGGAAGAAAUACAGUUAAGAAAUUGUGCAUACCAUCCUCCUGGAAAUGCAUGAAACAGAAGAAAGUUCCAGAGCAAAGUCUCCAGGGACAGGAUAUGAGCUUCUGGAAGAACUGUUGACUUAUGAUGACAUCUUUCUGGAUUUUUUUAAUGCUUUCCUGGCUCUUCCUGUUUUUCCUCUUAGACUGCAGUAUAACCAACUUACAGGAAGGCUGCAGGAGCUAGAUGGCUUCCUCUUGGAAUCCCCCAGGCAUUUGGCAGAGAAACCAAGUUCUUCAUGCUAUGGAGCAACUGAUGCAGAGAGAGAAAGGGCCCUAAGCUGGUUAGCUCAGGAGCGCUUUCUCCCAUUUCAAAGGACUGUCUAUUAUUUGGAAUACAAAUUAGCAAAACUGCUAGUAUGUCCGCUGGAUGAGAACUAUCCAGUGGAGCGCUAUGCCAUUCGUGGUUACAGUCGUCAGUCUGAUAGUACUGCUGUUUCCAGCAUCCCCAGUUUUCCAUCAACAAAUCGGGCAUCACCUGGUGUGCGCAGGGAUGUUUUGAUCAGAUGUCCUAGUCAAACACGUAGCACCCCAGCCUAUCUAGGCCAUUUUGCAAAAUCAUCUGACCAAAUGUCCCUUGAUGUUUUCCUGGAGCUCUCUGAUAUUUUGAGCUUUGGCCAAUCCCAAUUUGAAGAAUACCCAAGCAGACUCCAGCUCUCAAGGCUCAGACCAGACACUGGUAUAGAAAGGAGAAAUGGAAGUAGUUGGACAAAUGCUAGUGAAAAAGUGAUAUCUUCAGUUCAUCUGAGCAGAACUGAAUCUGAUCAAGAGGUCAUUGAGUUUAAUAACAAUAGUAAUUAUGAGAAGCCAUUCUCAGGACGCCGGCAGGUUUUGCAAUUUGACCUGGCAGAAACAAAUAUUUCAAAGGAAGAGCAACAGGACAAGUGUUUUCCUUCUGGUUCUGGAAGUGCUGCUUUGCAGCAACUUAAAGAAGACGUCCUAGGAACUAGAGCUGGCAUGGAGGACUUUAUGGAAUUCCUCCAUAAUACGUUAGGAAGUCACCUGUUAAACUUCUGGAUUGAUUGUGAAGAUGUCAUGGAUUUCACCAGGCACUUGGAGGCCACAGUUUCACCACAGGAAACACAUCUGUUCUUUUCCAGUGCCUUUCGGGAUAUUCAAGCCAAGUAUAGGCUGGCCAUCCCUCCUGCUUUUCAAGAGCAGCUAGAGGAAAAUAAAGGGGAAGAGGAGACGCCUUUUGCUUCCUUGAGCAGGAAACAAUAUGAUGCCUUAAGACGAUUGCGUUCUUACUGGGUUCCCCGAUUUCUAAUUCACUAUCAGAGAAUCAGGCAGUUAAGGUCUGAACCCAGUUCAGAGGUGCCUAUUGAAGAAGAACUUUUCUGGAGUGGCCGUUUCCCAUUUUCUUUGCAUAUGGCCACAGUGCUUCCUUCUAUGGGUGAUCAAAAGGACAUGGUGAACUAUAUGAAAAGAAACAAAGACUGGAGAAUGAUGAAAAACAGAAAAGGAACUGGGUCAAACAGACUGUUGGGCUCCCUUAAAGACUCCUUUGAAACACUGACAACCAUUCGAUUUCUUGAGGCAUUGAUGUGCGAUCUGGGAGAUGGGGAUGGUUUCCUUCACUACUUGACUCGGUUUGAGGAUCGACAAAAGAUUAAUCAUCUGUUGCUGUGGAAGAAGCUAAAAUAUUAUGAAAAUGCACAGGAGAACCAAGCAAGCCCAUCUGAAAUACAGAAUAUAGCCUGGCAGAUUUUUCAUAUGUUUCUGGCCACUUAUACAGAAUGCAAUUCAGAGCUUAGUUCCAGUAUGCUAGAAUACAUCCAGCACCUUGAGAGAAUACUUUCCACGGGCAGUGGAGACCUGACAUUUUCUGCUUUUGAACCCAUGAUUCAAUAUGUGCUGCCUAUUUUGGGUGGGCUGUGGCUGCAUUAUGUUCGCCAUGAAGUCACAACUUUCCUUGAAUACUGUGUACCAAUAUCUCAUUUGGAUGUCCAAAAUUCUGAAAGCAAAGACCAUAAAAGCAAUCAGGACAGAAGUGGGAGGUUAAAGAAGCAGAAACCAAACACCUAUAUUCAUGGCUCAAAAGAAAGAGGGUUACACAGGAAAAGGGGUAAACAGAAGGUGGUUUCCAAAUCUCCUACAGGGGUGGUUUCCAAAUCUUCCAGCAGAAGCAGUACAGACCAGGGAAGUAGGGAAAAAUCACCAGUUCUUCAGGACUCACCCACCCCUCAAAAUGUGCCAGAUUUUCUUAGCAACCCAGUUCUCUUCAAUGUGUACAAAAAGGCAGCUUGUAAAAUGCAGAAUAUAGAGCUUCAGAUGGUUUUAGGACUGCUACAGGAAGUGGAGGCCUGCGUGGAAGUCCCAGCACAUGAAAAACACCUAAAUUGUGCAGUCAGAUUUCUAGAUAUGUGGAACAAGCUGGGGGUUUUGAGAUCCAGUAUCCCCUUCCCCAAAGAACUGAAGAAAAGAAUAAAGGAAGAAGUGGCCCGGGGAGAAAUUACUGACAUCACCUGGAAUGAAAUCCAGCUUUUAUUACGUUCCCUGGUUGUUCCUACUUUUGAGCAAUUUUGGGAUGAGAUGAGUGAAGGGUUGAAGAAAUAUGGACUGGUGCCUUCUCAGAUUCCAGAAGAACGCUGGUGCAAGCUGGAACCAUUCCUAAAUGUGAUAGCUGGAAAAAUAGCUCUUAGGCAUUUAAGGAACAAGGAAGCACAAGAUGCAUCAGCAGCCACAGCAAAACCUACAAGGGAAGACAAAGACUCUUUCUGGCAGUCUCUAAAAGAGGCUGCAGAAGGCUGGCCCACUGUGGAGAUGCUCCAUUUCAUUAAACACCUCCAGGUAUAUGGCACACCUGUGCUGGAGAGUGGUUUGCAUUUUCUACUGGAAGUGCAGAAAUUUAGAAAUGCUCAUCAUGACUGGCCUGACAUGGCUCUUCUGAAGAAAAAGGUUCUUGUGAUACGUGACUGUUUCCUUGCUUCUCAGAUUGAGCCUCGGCUACAGGUGGCAGUGGAUAAUAAGAGGCUGGGCAGAGCUAUCCGGGCAGCUGAGCAGGCCCUCCAGAAGGAGAUUCCACCUCCAAGUUUAUUUGACAGUCUGAAGGAUUCAGUCUCCAGCAUACUAAUGCCAUAUUGGGCUGCCUUUCAAAAACACUGGCUUAAGAGAUCUGUGGCAAGUGCACAAAGAGCUCCAGUGCUGAGAAAUCAGCUGCUGCUGCAGAAGAGACAGGCCAGGCUUAAUGAAUCGCCAGGCUCUCUUCAGCUGCCACCACUCCAGCAGCCUAAAGAAGGCAAUGGAAGCAGGUCACAGGAUGGUUUUAUAUACUCAUUCUCCAUCAGUGAAGGCCUUAUAGUACAGAAUCCAAACAAAGACAUUCUGAACAUUAGCUCUGCUGUUUUCAGAAGCAUGAACAAACCAAAUGGAUUUGAGUUUCCUUCACUUCCAAUGCACCAGUGCUGACUGAAGCAAGGAAUAUAGUCCCCAAAAGUUCACAUUGUAAAAUACUCUAUGUUUGCUAGUUAACCAUGUAUUAGGACAGUGCUUGAUUGUAAUUAAGAACACACAAACAUGUAUGUAUUUUUCUUCUCUGUUGUUGACAGGGGUGAUUUAACAUUUAGUUAAGAAAACUCAAAAUCCUCUGAUUGCCAAAAUAUCAUCAGGAACACUUUUAGGAAGAUUGGAAUCUAAAAAUAAGAGGUUGUGCUUUUUCCAGGAAAGAUUCAUUAAGUCCUACUAUGAAUUUCCAGUAACAGUCUUUUUUUCUUUUUUCUUUUAUAAAAAACACCUCAUGGCUAGACCCUGAGUCUAUGGGAAAGUCUCAGCUGAUACUUUCCAUCAAAUGACAAGAGAAUAGUUCUGUAACUAAGGCUUAAAAGGGUCUCAUACUAUGAGACUUUACAAAGGGCCAGCCCAAAUUUGCUAUUUUUGUCCAUCAAUUGGUUUGCUACAUUGUUUUUCUGAAAACCACAAGUUUGCCACCCUCUGUUCCCCAAAAAAUUAUUGUAAGGUUAUAGUCUUGAUUUCAGAGCACUAUAAAAAGGAUAAGGAUAGGAUAAAAAAUGAUUUGAAAAUUAGCAAACCCUGACAGAUAAUUAAAAGUAGAUGAUAAAUCUGGAUAUAGCAAGCUCAGAGUGGUUUGCAACAGAAUUAUUAUUUGUAUGAAGCACUUUAAACAACAAAUGCUCCCUUCGAAGUAAUUCUUAUUUGCAAAAUUUGUACAACCAACCAGAGAAAGGCUAGAUAGCAUACUUGCCUGGAAAUAAUUUGUUCCAUUGCAUAGUCGGGAAAAUGGUUCCAAUGAGACAGCAUACUUUUUAUUUUACUAAAUAAAAAACAUCAUCUUGCAGCCAA